AUUUUGUUUUAACUUUUUCGCCUAUCUACAAUUUCCACCUAUUCAAAUUCGGAACUCGUUUUCUGGUUUCUACCCAAAGAAAAAUGGCAGCUGCCCAAUCUAUAUCAAAUCCAGCGUCGACCGCGCCAGUAAUUUCCCUAUCCAGAAACAAAUCAAAACCCAGUUCAUCUUCUUCAUUUCUAAAGCCCUACAGUCUACAAAGUCCAUGGCUUGGCAUCAAACUUUCUCUUCAAUCAUCAAAACCUAGACCCCACUUGCCCAACUACCGCCCCAUCACUGCAACUUCCAUCUCAAGUCUCCCUACUUCGAAAACAGACAGAUUUGCUUCAACUGAGAAAGUUCCCAAAUGGUCAAGGAGGGCAAUAAAGUCAUUUUGUAUGGCUGAAUUGGAAGCCAGGAAACUCAAGUAUGAAACUACUGGAACUGAGGCUUUGCUUAUGGGCAUUUUGAUUGAAGGAACUAGUCUGGCUGCAAAAUUUUUGCGUGCAAAUGGAAUCACACUUUUCAAGGUGCGUGAAGAGAGUGUCAAAUUACUAGAAAAGGGUGACCUUUUCUCUAUCAGUCCUGAGCGUCCUCCUUUGACGGAACAUGCUCAAAGGGCCCUUGAUUGGGCUGUUGAUCAGAAACUAAAAUCUGCUGAUGAUGGGGAAAUUACAACAACUCAUCUGCUUCUUGGCAUUUGGUCUGAAGUGGAAUCACCUGGUCACAAGAUAAUGGCGGCUCUUGGCUUCAAUGAUGCCAAAGCCAAGGAGCUCACUUCUUUGAGUUCUGAACCUGAAUCUGUAGAUGGAUUUCCAUCUUGAACAACUGCUACGUCAGAGGCAAGUAUUUCUGCCUUCGCAGCUUCUUCAUGCCACUUUAUUCCCACAACCAUCAUCAACAACAAUG
Molecule: messenger RNA, 888 nt
Organism: Durio zibethinus
Lineage: Eukaryota; Viridiplantae; Streptophyta; Magnoliopsida; Malvales; Malvaceae
Product: Double Clp-N motif protein
Source: RefSeq, a predicted model, not a curated record